CAAACGAUCAGGCCCUUAACCCCCCUUCUUUCGCUCGCUCUGUGCUGCACCCUUGGCUCCCCACUCUACGUCCGAGCGGGAAAAAAAAAAGUUGAUGGAUGAUGAUGAUGCGUGGAUCGCCCAGGGCGACGUCUCCGCAAACCUCGAGGCUGACCAUCCCUCUCGCUUUUUACAACUAUCAACCUCACCACCUCUUCUACCUCUCUCACGUAUCGAAACCACCACCAUCACACAUCACAACCCCACACAAAAGACUGUAUCCAUAACUACAACCUCGAUCUAACUCGAAACCACUCGACCAGACUCAAAGCCGCAACCCAAAAAAACGAAGCAGCACAGACGCCAACCAUAAUGAACAAGCUCUCUCCCCUCUCCAACACCAACGACGCCGACGUCCCUUCCGCUCAGAUGGAGGGUAUGGACAUCCACUCCAACGUCGUUACGCCUGAUAUCACCCGUCCCUCUUCCCCCGUCCAAGCCUCCCUCCCUCCCUCGCCGCUUCCAUCAAAGCGACACAAGGUAGCCAUCGUCGGAUCCGGAUCGUUCGGGACCGCCUUGGCCAAGAUUGUCGCCAAGAACGUGGCUAGUAGGCCUAAAGAGUUCCAUUCCGAGGUCAGGAUGUGGGUUAGGGAGAAGAUUGUCCACGGCAAGCAACUCACAAAGGUCAUCAACUCGACGCACAUGAACGACCGUUACCUCCCCGACGUCAAGCUCCCUAGCAACUUGGUCGCCGUGGGCAACUUGAAGCAGGUCGUCAAGGACGCUACUAUGCUCGUCAUGGUCACUCCUCAUCAGUUCUUGUCUACCGUCCUCGAAGAGUUCCAGACCGAGGGCGUCAUCACCCCCGGUGCCAUCUCGAUCUCGGCCAUCAAGGGUGUCGAAGUCAACGGAGCCGACAUUAGCACGUUUGCGACCCUGAUCGAGGAAAAGAUCGGGACGCCCUGUGCGGCUCUCGGUGGUCCCAACGUGGCGCAGGACGUUGCCAACGAGCAGUUCUGCGAGACCACAGUGGGUGCCAAGACGGCUGACGAGUGCGCCCUCUGGUCCGCCGUCUUCCACACCAACCGGUUCAAGGUGUCCACCGUGCAGGACGUCUCUGGUGUCUCCCUCGCCGGUGCGCUGAAGAACGUCGUCGCCCUCGCCGCUGGGUUCGUCGAUGGUUUGAAGUUGGGAAGCAACACCAAGGCUUCGAUCAUGAGGAUGGGAUUGCAGGAGAUGGCCGAGUUUACCGUCGAGUUCUUCCCCGGGUCCAAGAAGGAGACUUUCUCGGAGCCGGCUGGGAUGGCCGAUCUGAUCACCUCGUGUUACAGCGGGAGGAACAAGAAGUGCGCCGAGAUCUUUGCCAAGACGGGCGAGUCGUGGGAGAAGAUCGAGAAGAACCACCUCAACGGACAGCUCUUGCAGGGUACCUUGACCACCAAGGAGGUCCACAACUUCCUCGUCUCCCGAAAGCGAACGUACGCCUACCCGUUGUUCGAGGCCGUCUACGCCAUCAGCUUUGAGGGUCGACCCGUCAAGACCAUCAUCGACAUCUAAAUCUAGACGCGGUGUGGUGGUACGACACGGCAAAUAAUAGAACCGUUAUAUGCUCUAGAGUAAAAGGCGGAGAAGACCCAUCUUAAACCUUGUAUCCAGUACGACAACGUCUGUGCCUCCUUUUUCACAAUUCCUUUCAUCGCGUCGAGGCGGUCUCACCGUCCUUCGAUAGCGUCGACAUGCCAAACCAUGCAAAUGCAGUAUAGAUGCGUGACAUAUCAUCCUGCGUGUCUGCUCCCCACACAUCGUUCUUUGUAUGUCAACGUGUUUCAGCAUCCC
Messenger RNA from Filobasidium floriforme, 1815 nucleotides. RefSeq names its product sn-glycerol-3-phosphate dehydrogenase NAD+. Gene Ontology annotation, cellular component: glycerol-3-phosphate dehydrogenase (FAD) complex; cytosol; nucleus. Bases 352 to 1536 code for a protein of 394 amino acids. Gene Ontology annotation, biological process: glycerol-3-phosphate catabolic process; carbohydrate metabolic process. Lineage: Eukaryota; Fungi; Basidiomycota; Tremellomycetes; Filobasidiales; Filobasidiaceae. The record is from RefSeq and is a predicted model, not a curated record. The transcript has 7 exons. Gene Ontology annotation, molecular function: protein homodimerization activity; NAD binding; glycerol-3-phosphate dehydrogenase [NAD(P)+] activity.